CAAUUGCAGAAUAAGAAACUCAUAUAUCCUGCUGUCUUAGGGAAUUUAGAAAAAACAAAACCGGGAUAUGCUCCCUUAGGGAUGCCCUGUCGUUCUCCUGGAAUAGAAGGGCUGAUCUCCCCCAGGUUUUGGAAAAGAUCCAGGGGUGCAGCUGUGGCAGCUGUCGGGGCGUGGAGGGACCAAGAAUUUGCUGGGACAGCACGUAGAGAUCAAUGCUAUGCCUGUCUGGGACACUGAAUAGGAACGGGAGGAAUUUUCCAGGCCUAAAUCCAUCUUGUACCAGCAACAACCCUUCUUCCAAGUUUGGAAAGCACUGGAAGACUGGACAUUGCAACAGCAUGAAAGAGAAAGCAGGAGAGAACAAGGAAGAGGGGAAAGGUGACACCAUGUCUGUGAUAUACAGCGAGGUGGCUGCCGAUGAACCAACUACCAACAGCUUCUGGAUGCCCAAUCACUACCAGAGCACAGUAAAACGUCUGGAUGAUGGGUACCGUGUCUGUGACCAGAUUGUAGCCUGUUUCCAGGAACGGGCAAAGAUUGAACGUAACUAUGCUUUGAUGAUGGAGGAAUGGACUCGCAAGUGGCGGCCCCUCAUUGAUGCAAGCCCGGCAUAUGGUUCCCUACUCCGGGCAUGGCAAGCUUUCCUGGGAGCUUCCGAGCGGUUGAGCCGACUACACAUGGAGAUGCAAAGAGCUUUGGUCUCUGAGGAUGCUGGGCGCAUUCGAAGCUGGCAGCAUGACUCCUAUCACCGCAAGCUCUUUGGGGGCUUCAAGGAGGCUUGUGAGCUAGAAAAUGGUUUCCAGCGGGCUCAGAAACCCUGGACUAAGAAGCUGAAGAAGACAGAGAAGGCCAAAACUCUGUAUCACAAGGCCUGUCGCAAACAGCACAUUGCAACACUGCGGGAGAGUGGAAUUCAGGCAGCAUCAGGGGCUGAAGUAUCUCCAGAUCGACAACGUGCUCUGCGGGAAGAACAUCAACGUUGUAGCCAAGAAACUAAUAAGGUGCGGGAACGCUACGAGAAGGCCCUGCAGGAGCUCGACCGUUGCAGCCCCCGCUACAUGGAAGAAAUGGAGGCUGUGUUUGAGCAGGGGCAAGCUCUGGAGCAGAGGCGGAUUAUCUUCCUCAAGAGUGCUUUCCUCGCCCUGCAUCGGCGCCUUGACAUCACUGCAGAUUCCAGUGUCCAAGCUGUUUAUAGUGACUUGCAUCAGGCCAUUGAGGAGAUAAAUGACCAAGAGGACCUUAAGUGGUGGCGUAAUCGACAUGGACCAGGAAUGGCCAUGAACUGGCCAAAAUUUGAGAGUUGGAGUCCUGAUCAUGAGCGGCCACAAGUAAAGGUCAAGAAAACUAAAGAACCAGAGAAAGUGACACCCCACAGUAUUUCUCCCUCCCAGAGCUGUCCCAAGCCAGCACCCGUGCCAACAGCAGGCCAGCGGGUUCGUGCCGUGUACGACUAUAUUGGCCAAGAAGCAGAUGAGCUAAGUUUCAAGGCAGGAGAGCUUCUUACCAAGCUGGAAGAUGAGGAUGAACAAGGCUGGUGCAAGGGAGUGACUGACAGUGGACAUGUGGGCCUCUACCCGGCCAACUACGUGGAACCCAUACAGGAGACUGAAAGCACCCUGCCCUGAAGGUCUGGUCAAACUUCACAAGAAGCACAACAAGAAAGAUGUCUCACAGUUCCACGAAUUCUCAUGAGUCAUAUCUUAAUCCAAAGAUCUGCCAUAUGUGAGAUGGAUGUACGUUUGAAAAUUGCCCACACACGGCAAGUUAGUGAAGUACGGGAAGUUUGUAGGCCCCAACCACACCAUUGUUUCAACACACCCCUGGAUGACUGAUACUCGGGGAAGACUGCACUCCACCUAUUGAAGGGUACUCCAUCAAAGUGUGAAAACAAAGCUGACCCAAUUAAGAUGAAUUUGUGAACAUCUGUUUUGUUUUGUUUUUUUUAAGAGUAGAUAUUUUAGCAUCUGUGGAUUUUGGAAAAUAAAGAAAUAAAUAAGCACGAUG
This is a messenger RNA of Python bivittatus (Burmese python), 2004 nucleotides long. RefSeq names its product protein kinase C and casein kinase II substrate protein 3-like. Gene Ontology annotation, molecular function: phospholipid binding; protein binding. Gene Ontology annotation, biological process: regulation of endocytosis; cytoskeleton organization; plasma membrane tubulation. Gene Ontology annotation, cellular component: endosome; plasma membrane; cytoplasm. NCBI's taxonomy places the organism in Eukaryota, Metazoa, Chordata, Lepidosauria, Squamata, Pythonidae. The record is from RefSeq and is a predicted model, not a curated record.